Messenger RNA from Cucumis melo (muskmelon), 1420 nucleotides. RefSeq names its product protein EXORDIUM-like 3. The transcript has a single exon. NCBI's taxonomy places the organism in Eukaryota, Viridiplantae, Streptophyta, Magnoliopsida, Cucurbitales, Cucurbitaceae. The record is from RefSeq and is a predicted model, not a curated record. The coding region runs from base 173 to 1210 and encodes 345 amino acids.
CUCUCUUUUUUUCUUUUCUUUAUUAAACAAUAAUAACAAAAACCAUCAAAUUUUCAAAAUUUUGAAUUAUAUUCCCUUAACACAAAACACUCUCCUCUUUUUCCUUUCUCUUAUAAAUACAAGUGGAGCUCACACACUUGUCAUUUUGUACCCUUCUUCCCCAACCUCCCAAAUGGGGCCUUCACUCGUUCCCCCCACCGUCAUCUCCCUCGUAGCUGCCCUCUCCCUCUUCCUUCUCCUCCUCUCUCCGGCCGCCGCAUGGCGUCCUUGGCCUCACCUCGCCAAAUCCAACGUCUCCGAUGACCCCCUCGUUGGCGACUCCAAAAAAUACGAGGGCUCCUCGGAGUUCGUCCAUUUGAAGUACCACAUGGGUCCUGUUCUCACCGCUAAUAUAACCGUUCACAUUAUCUGGUACGGCACGUGGCAGAGAAAUCAGAAGAAAAUCAUUCGAGAGUUCAUCAACUCCAUCUCUGCCCACGAUUCCAAAUCCCCUUCUGUCUCUGGCUGGUGGCGGACUGUUCAACUCUACACCGACCAGACCGGAGCCAACAUUUCCAGGACAGUCCGGCUUGGAGAAGAGAAGAAUGACCGGUUUUACUCCCAUGGGAAAUCGUUGACUCGGCUUUCCAUUCAGUCGGUGAUUAAAAGCGCUGUGACGGCGAAAUCCCGGCCUUUGCCGAUAAAUGCCAAGAACGGAUUGUACCUUUUACUGACUUCCGAUGACGUUUAUGUAGAGAAUUUCUGUGGACAGGUUUGUGGGUUUCAUUACUUCACGUUCCCUUCCAUUGUAGGAUAUACACUGCCCUACGCUUGGGUUGGGAACUCGGAGAAACUCUGUCCCGGUGUCUGUGCUUACCCGUUCGCCGUGCCGAGUUACAUUCCGGGGCUGAAGGCGAUGAAAUCGCCGAACGGUGACGUUGGAGUGGACGGAAUGAUCAGUGUGAUAGCUCAUGAAGUGGCGGAGUUGGCGUCGAACCCACUCGUGAACGCUUGGUACGCCGGCGGAGACCCGAUUGCGCCGGUGGAGAUAGCCGAUCUUUGCGAAGGGAUAUACGGGACCGGAGGAGGUGGGUCCUACACAGGGCAGUUGAUGGACGGUCGUGAUGGGGCCACGUACAACAUGAAUGGGAUCAGACGUAGGUAUUUGGUCCAGUGGGUUUGGAACCAUGUGGUAAAUUACUGUACUGGCCCUAAUGCAUUGGACCAGUAGAGGAAUAUAUCUCUUUGUAUUUUUUUCUUUAUUUUUUUUUUUUUUUACUUUUUUGGUUUUAAUUUUGGAGGGAGGGGGGAGCUAUAUUUUUGGAGUGGGCUUUUGGGCUUUAUGGGCCGUGUGAGGGACUGGCUGUUAAUUAGUAACUUACUAGUUAAACGGUAGUUAAUCACGUGUUAAUAAAAAGAUUUGCGUAUACUAAUUAUGGUA